Molecule: messenger RNA, 428 nt
Organism: Alexandromys fortis (reed vole)
Lineage: Eukaryota; Metazoa; Chordata; Mammalia; Rodentia; Cricetidae
Product: non-histone chromosomal protein HMG-14-like
Exons: 1
Coding region: 1-294 (97 amino acids)
Biological process (GO): chromatin organization
Cellular component (GO): chromatin; nucleus
Molecular function (GO): nucleosomal DNA binding
Source: RefSeq, a predicted model, not a curated record
AUGCCCAACAGGAAGGUUAGCGCGGACGGAGCGGCGAAGGCGGAGCCCAAGCGCCGCUCCGCGAGGCUGUCGGCCAAGCCCGCCCCUGCCAAGGUGGACGCGAAGCCGAAAAAGGCCGCGGGAAAGGAUAAGUCAUCGGAUAAAAAAGUGCAAGCAAAAGGGAAGCGGGGAGCAAAGGGCAAACAAGCUGAAGUGGCCGACCAGCAAACCACGGAUCUGCCCGCAGAGAAAGGAGAGACAGAGAACCAGAGUCCAGCCUCUGAAGGAGAAGAGAAAGAAGCCAAGUCCGACUAACCAUCCAUCAUGUCUGUCAGUGUCCCCGCCUCCCUUCUUGUACAAUCCAGAGGAAUAUUUUUAUGGACUAUUUUGUAAAUGCGAGUUUUUUAGUAGCUCUAGAAACAUUUUUAAAAGGUGGGGAGAAAUCCUGC